AACGUUUGGGCCAUGAAUGUUGGCAUAUUUGCCUUUGUAGCUCAAAUAGGAGUGAUAGCAUACUUGAUCAUUGAAACCGAUUCAGAAAGAGCUGCUACUGUCUUCUACGCAACAAGAAUGCUUUCAGCAAUCUUAAUCACUUUACUUUCUGCUUAUGGAUGGUAUACACUGGGUCGUUGUAAGAGGGGAAGCGUUUCAGCAGGACUCGAUCUGGAUGUAGUUCUCCUCCUCAUAGCGACUAUUGGAGCUUUUGCACUUGCUUUGUUCAGAUGCCUUGCUGGGCUUGCCAGCUUAGGAGAGCCAGCCAAGAUAGGGCUAGCCAAACUAAUUGAGCUAGCCAAAUCAAAUGACGUAGCCAAACUAACUAAGCUAGCCAAAUCAACUGAAUGGGUAGCCAAACUAAUUGAGCUAGCCAAAUCAACUGACGUAGCCAAACUAAUUGAGCUAGCCAAAUCAACUGACGUAGCCAAAUCAAUUGAGCUAGCCAAACUAAUUGAGCGAGCCAAUUCAUCUGACGUAGCCAAGCUAAUUAAACUAAUUGAGGGAGCCAAACUAACUGAUGAGGAACACACUUACUAUGAACUUAUAGUGUUUUUCGCUGAAGUUUUAGUUGUUGUGGGAAUCCUUGCUCAAACUGUUUUCAUCAGCAAGGCUCUGCAUCGAGAACCAGGAGAGCAUGGACUAAUCACAACGACUUCGAUGGCCAUGUUCAUGGGAUGGCUGAAUUUUGGCUUGUGGUUAGGCAAAACCGUCCAUCUAGAGGGAACGGAUUAUUCAAUAUACCACUGUGGAACAAUGAUGGCGAUAGAUAGCUUACAAUUGAUAAGAUAUGGUAAACAUUCAUGGCUGAUAUUUGUCCUCUUAUGCUUUCCCUUUGCUAUUUUCUAUCGAAUUCACAGCGCUGUGGUACUCUACAGAGUCUCCAAGAUACACAGGUACGUCAAAGAAGUCGAAGAGGUCGAAUCACCUGCUACUGACGAUAUCGAGAGACAGAGGGAAGACAUUUCCAACCGCUUGGCGAACCUGAAACGAGAACAUGAUAAAGUGACGAGUGAGUGGAAUGAAUUUCGCCAGAAUCGACGUCCUCUGGUGCAGCAGCAAUUACGGCAACUUGAAGAACUUAACCAGACAAUGAGGAAUGACACACCUUGAUACUCGAUAUCAGUGACAGCUUGUGUGUGUGUGUGUGUGUGUGUGUGUGUGUGUGUGUGUGUGUGUGUGUGUGUGUGUGUGUGUGUGUGUGUGUGUGAGGAAUAGUAGACAGCUUGGUGACUUGACAUUGUUCAGAUUAGCAAAUAUUAGCACUUUAAUAAGUCAUAUCCAACUUUAUUCAUAUUGCAGCUGUUAGCAAUAAAGCGAUUGUGGAGUUGUUACUGUAACGGCAGUUUUUCAAUUGCGUCUAAUUAAAAAUUUUCUAAUUAAAAUUGUCUGUUUUUGAUUGAAUUAAGAUUAGAUGGAAAGUCAUUAAUUUCACGUGUGGGGGUUACUAGUUACACACACUGUUGCAAAUCAGAUAUUUGCAACCCGAACGCGCAUGCGCUGGACCAACGACAUCAAUAAUUAUUACAACGGAAAUAGUCGGGAAAUUUUUGGAAUAGGCAUUUUAGUUUAGUCAAGUGUACAUACAGUACUGUAGCUAAUUCCAUAGCUAACUUUAGCGGUUAGAGAGAUUUCCCUUUCGCAUGUAAACGGAGCACUGACGCAACGACGCAGACCUCACGGGACUUCCCUGCCUGUAAUGAGUUCCAGAUGAUCACCUCACAACACGUUUGCUGGAUGUAGUCUUUGCGCAACUAAUUCUACGGUGUUGUGUUUGUCGACUAAUGGCAGGAGUCACGCAGGACGUUCCAAUUCUGAUUACCGACUUUCGAGUUCAAGGAAGGUCUUAACCUGGGGGAAAACGACGCAAGUCAGUGCACAGGCCUCCUCUUAGAGCCUGUCUUCUCUAGCCAGGUGUGUCUACACCAAGUGUUGGGAUUCUUGUUUCUAUUUCUAGUGACGUGCAGCUGGCAAAACUAUGUAGAGCUUGCACGUGC
Molecule: messenger RNA, 2036 nt
Organism: Corticium candelabrum
Lineage: Eukaryota; Metazoa; Porifera; Homoscleromorpha; Homosclerophorida; Plakinidae
Exons: 1
Coding region: 13-1152 (379 amino acids)
Biological process (GO): proton transmembrane transport
Cellular component (GO): membrane
Molecular function (GO): proton channel activity
Source: RefSeq, a predicted model, not a curated record